AUGAAUAUCGAUGUCCCCGGCAUCGUGGAGGCGGCCCUCCCCAAGGGCCAGAAGGGCAAGCGCAAUGUCGCCGUCAUCGCCGACAACAUGAACGGGCCCAACCACAAUGACCCGGGCUUCCUGUCGGACGACUUCCCCAAGAACCCGCCCAAGCUGUUCAUCACGUCGGACGACGAGGAGUUUGACGUCGGCAUCGUCAACGCCUGGCGCGAGGAGGGCUUCCAGGUCGAGUACCUCGCCAUGGGCGCCGGAGGCAAGGAGUACCGGAUGAAGCUGGACGGCCUGCGCCAGACCGGGUUCGGGCCCUGCGAGACCUACGGCAUCGUGGCCUUUGGCGAGGCCGCUUCAAUCUGCCUGGAGCACUUCCACAUCCUGGACAACAACCCGGACUUCAAGCUCAGCUGCCUGAUUGCGUACUAUCCCACACGCAUCCCGGAGCCGCGGGGGCGAUUCCCCGGAGGAGUCCAGGUUCUGGUGCACUUGGCCGGCGACGAGGUCGGAGUCGUGAAGCGCAGCCAGAUGGUUGGUAUCCAGGGCAAGAAGCGAGUUACCCGCAAGGCGAUCGACCGGGGCAUGGGGACGGGUGGCCUCGUGAGAAUGGCCUACACAGCUUUCAGCUAUGACGCAGAGCCUGGUUUCGCCGAGGAGGACCUCGAUGAAUACGACAAGAUCAUGGCCGAUCUCGCAUGGGAUCGCAGUCUCGCGACUGCGAGGCGCGCGUUCCGCUGGGACACGAACGUGAUGGGAGUUGUGGAGGAGAACAUGGAAAGCAAGUUCUUCGCCCAGAGUGAGGGCAGGCUGAUGAAGACCUACACUACCCAGCACACGCCUCAUGUGUCGUUCAUGUCGACACUGGUCGGUGGCAUCGGGCACGCCGAGAUCGCCAAGUUCUACGGCGACUUCUUCUUCGAGACCAACCCGCCGUCGCUGGAGGUGACGCUGAUCUCGCGCACCAACAGCGCGGACCGCGUGGUCGACGAGCUCCACGUGACCUUUGACCACACGCAGGGCAUGCCGUGGAUCCUGCCGGGCGUGCCGCCCACGAACAAGACCGUCGAGAUCAUGAUCAUCAGCAUCGUGACGCUGCGCGGCGGCAAGGUCUACCACGAGCGCAUCUAUUGGGACCAGGCCAGCGUGCUGACGCAGGUCGGCCUGCUGAACCCCAACCUCGUGCCCAAGAAGAUGAAGGGCAAGGGCAUGGAGCGCCUGCCCAUCGUCGGGGGCCAGGCCGCCAGACGCGUCCUCGAGGGAGGCUACGGUGAUGAUGAGGGCGAGGCGGACAAUGAGCUGCUGCCGGAGUUCUGGGACGAGGACGAUGAGGACGACGAAGAUGAAGAUGAAGAUGAGGAGGAUGAAGGCAACGGUGAUGAAGACGAGGGCACCGAAGGCGAUGAUGAGGCCGAGGACGAAGAACACGAGCAAGACAACAAAGUCAAUGGGACUCAAGCUAAGAAUGCUACUCCAGCGACCCACGAGAACAUUCCCGAGCGGCCCAAGAAGUGGAAGUCGAGGAACAACACUCCCAAUGGCCGAGGGAAGCCAUCGAAGGCUGCGUCCGUCGAAGACGCGGAGGAGAAGGAGUAG
Neoarthrinium moseri is the source of this 1584-nucleotide messenger RNA. RefSeq lists its product as uncharacterized. Bases 1 to 1584 code for a protein of 527 amino acids. Gene Ontology annotation, biological process: polyketide metabolic process. The record is from RefSeq and is a predicted model, not a curated record. Lineage: Eukaryota; Fungi; Ascomycota; Sordariomycetes; Amphisphaeriales; Apiosporaceae. The transcript has 2 exons.